GGACUGAAAAGCAAACAAAAGACACAAGGCAUCUUUUACAGCCUCCAAGAGAUCUUUGGUCUUUUUCAGUCGCUUCUCGUCGGUUUUGAAAGACGCUAUAUCAACAUCUUUGCACUUUUCCUAUUAAAAUAAUUUUUUAAAAUGACUGCUAUGAAAAUUGCUUCUAUUUGCUUGCUUUUAAUCUUUGGAGUAAGGAGUCAAAAUACAGAAUCUACUACAGUUCAAUCGACUACAGAUCGUGAAAUAUAUUCUUCUACUGAAAGCGUUUCGACCGAUGUAUUUAACAGCAGUUUAGAAACCACAGAAGAACCCGAGAAAACAAAUCAAACAGAUAUUGACACAAAUGGUGAUGUCAUACUUACAAGGGAUCCAGAAGAAGAAACAGAGAAUGAUCAUUUUUCUAAUAUUACUUCCACAUUGGUUGAAAGAAAUGCAACUGACACUACGACUGAAAUUCCUUCUACCACACUGAGGGAAAUCACUACUGUACAAACAACCUGGACAGCAUGUUCUUCUAGUCCGUGCAAAAAUGGCGGAUCAUGCAUUGAUGAUACUACUGAUUUGAGGUUAUACGACUGCAACUGUACUCUUGGAUAUACUGGUACUCAUUGUCAAGUUGUUGACAAUUGUUUAGCGGAUAAGAAUGGAAAUAUCUGUAACGAAGGCAUAUGCGUAUAUGAAAAAGGCGGGCUUUCAAGAUCAUGUAGUUGUUUCUUUGGAAUGUUUUGGGAUGAAGACAUGAAAAAAUGUAGAAAGGAAGAGCCACCUUGCUUUCCCAAUCCAUGCCACAAUGGAACUUGCAUCCCGGACGGUGAGGAUUUUCAAUGUUCCUGCAGGAGUGGAUACGAGGGUAAAACUUGCGAGAUUCAUAACAUGUGUGGAGAAGACGAUUAUUGCAAAAAUGGCGUGUGUAAAAAGGAUUCAGAAAGAAAAACGAAAUAUUGCGAAUGUCAUUCAGAUUUCUAUUGGGACGAAAACAAAGGAAAAUGUGAAGCAAUUGAACGUCCUUGUCUUCCAAAUCCUUGCAAAAAUGGUGGUACUUGUGAAUCAGUAUCUACUGAAGAAUUCAACUGCACAUGCGCUGAAGGCUACUUAGGUAAAACCUGUGAAAUUCAAAAUUUCUGUAUUGCAUCAGAAACGGAAGAAGAUAUGCAAUGCGAAAAUGGCGUCUGCAUUGAUUCUAAUCUUAGUAAAAUAUGCAAAUGUAACGAAGGAUAUUUUUGGGACCAAGAAAAUCAUAUGUGUAGAGGAAUCAUGGAGCCGUGUCUUCCUAAUCCUUGCUCGAAUGAUGGCAAGUGCACGCCGUUUUCCACGGAUUCUUUCAUUUGUAAUUGUUCCGAAGGAUAUUAUGGAUCUAAAUGCACUGAAAGAGAUUAUUGUUCUCUGAAAGGUGGCAACACUUUUUGCGGAAUUGAGAAUUGCAAGAACGAGCCAAGUUUAGAAAUCUAUUACUGUACCUGUGAAAAAGGGCAGUAUUUUGAUUAUGGAUUACGUACAUGUUUAGACAUCGAUUUCUGUCCACUUAUGGAAUGUAGCGAAAAUGAGGAAUGUAGAGAUAGCAUGUGCCAAUGUAAAGAAAACUACGAAAGAGAUAAUUCUACAGACGAUUGUGAACCCCAUUUUUGCUCUUCAAAUCCUUGUCCAAUCAGUGAUUUAACCUGCACUGAAGGCGAUGGUGCUGAUUCUUACCAGUGUGCAUGCAAAAAUGGAUAUGCAUUCGAUGGAAAGCACUGCAAAGCUGGAGCAACCUGCUUGUUUUCGGAUUUGAAUGCUUGUGAACAAAUUUGUAUGCCGGAGGAAGAUGGGUACACCUGCGACUGUGAAGAAGAUUUUCUACUGAACGAAGACAACAGAACUUGUGUAUACAUUGGUAACUUCACAAAUUGCUCUAACAAGACUUGUAAUGAUGGAACUUGUAUAAGAACAGAAGAAGGUGAAAAAUGUAUUUGUAGGCCUGGCUAUGAAGAAAGUGAGGGCAACUGCGUUGAUUUGUACAACAUCGGUCAUCUUCCAGAAGGUUAUUGUCCAGAUAACAAGUACGAAGCCACCGAUUCAGGGUUCAAGUGCAAAUGUGAGGGGAAAUAUAUUUAUUCUGAAGAUGGCAUUACGUGCAAAGUGAGGAAAAUGUGUGAUGAAGGUGAAAUCGGUUGGAAAACUUGUUCGAAAAGGCACGCUCUUUGCAUAGAGGAUUGGUCGACAGCGGAUGGUUUCACAUGCCAGUGUAUUGAGGGGCAGAUUGCAACUGAAGGAGGUUUCUGCCGAGAUAUCUGCAGCAUUGAAGAAAACCAAAGGCAGUGUUCCCUUUUAGGAGCAGAAUGCGAAGUGAAUGCGAAAGGAGAGAAGACAUGCAAAUGUCCACCCUAUUUUCUGCCAUUCGAAAACGGAAAAGCCUGUAACAAACCUGCCUCUUAUUCAUAUCUGUUGACACUUCCUCUGAAUCCUUCCUCGUACAAAGAAAAUGGAAGAAGUAAGCGAAGCACGGAUAUAAAGUUUGCUGAUGUUGAUUAUCACAGGGUUCAACGGGAUGUAAGAAAAGCGAUGGAAAAAUUAUUUCCUCAACUGCUAUAUUCGAAUGUUUUGAACUGCAGAGAAAACAGUGAUUAUAUAAAGUGCAAAGUCGAGUUGCAAUUUGUCUCAAUCACCGACGAAGAUCUGAAAAAGCUGCAACUUCCUGAAAUGUGUCAUGCAAGUGAAGAUAUCGCUUCUGCUUGUCUGGUUCCUCCAAGCUUAAUUCUACGAAAGGAGUAUCUUAAGACCGUUAUGUCGAUUCAAAGAACCAAUCCAUGCGAGGCUGACAUUAAAGAAAAUCUUUGCGGAUCAGAGACGUUUUGUACAAGCAAGCCUGAUGAAUCUAUAUUUAAAUGUCGUUGCGAAGCUGGCUUCUCGUUUAGGGGCAUACUGUUCCCGUUUGGAGACAGCGAAUCGUUUAUAGAAAACUGUAAAGAUAUUAACGAAUGUGCUACCGAGAAUCCUUGCCCAGACAACAUGGACUGCCAUAAUGCUUUGGGAAGCUAUACUUGCUCUUGUAAGGCAGGAUAUAGGGCAAAAGAUUCUUUGGAACCAGAAACAGGUGGUUGCGUGGAAAUCUGCAAUCCGAAUCCUUGUGUUCAUGGGGAUUGUAUGACGACUGGGGAUCACUCCUUUGAUUGCAAAUGUUCACCUGGUUAUAAUGGAUUAUUUUGUGAUUUACAAGACGAAAACUUCAAACGUGCCAAAACUAAUACUAUAAUUGUUGGUGCUGUUCUUGGCGGUUGUCUUUUGGUAGUCAUCAUAUUGAGUAUUGCCAAUAUUUCAAGGUUGAAGAAGAAGAAGAAAAUGUUAGAAAACGACCGCAUGCUUUACGGUACAGAAAUGACUGAGAGACGAGGAGGGGAAGCUGGGGCCGUCAACAAUGCUUAUCAGAGAGACUGAAGAUCGUUUCAUAAUUCUUCAUUCCAAUCUGUAUAGAAUUAUAUCAGACAUAUGUUUUACUUGUAUUAAAAUAUCAUUUUUUGAGUGUUCAAACGCGCGGAAAAAAUGAAAUAAUCUAGCUUGUUUCUAUUGUUUUUUAAUAUUUGUAUUUACUAUUAUAUAUUUGUUCCGAAGUCUUUUACUGCAAUUCAUAACAAAUACUUUUCAUGAAGAAGCAAGCAUCUUUCACUCAAGAUUACAUAUAUUUUGUAUUAAAACAUGAACAGCAAGAAAUUUAACAUAAAAUUUGGACUAGUUUUGAAAGACUAAUAUAGUUUGUUUCAUUGUGAUAAAGAAACAUGAAGACCCUUGAAAAUAUUUUUCAAAUUUAUGGUGCAAGAUUAUUAUCAAAAAUACUCCAAAUUAUACAAAAAGUUAUGAAAACAUUUAUAAAAACAAAGAAUAUACUCAUCUGAACCCUUUAGAGGGCCAUGAGAAGCAUGAUUCCCGCCAAAUCCAUCAAUCGUUGUAUGAAGUUAUGUAAGUUGGCAUAAGUUUUGACAAAUUUUUCAAUAAGGUAGAAACUUAGAGGCGUCAAUUCCUUAUCUCAUAUAAAAUGGUGUGUUUUGACUUGUUAUUUAAUUAUUAAUUAAUCAAAUUAAAUUUAUCUAACAAUUCAAAUGGAUAAUUUAUAAUUAAGCCAAUCUCAAUCCUAAAAAUAUUUUAAUAUGUCAUGACUAGAAAAAAAAUGGCAUUUUAAAGGGUUAAAGAGAAUAAUAUAAAGUUUUCAUUAAUCUAUUAAUAAUUGGAUUGUUAUAAUUUGUAAUCAAGAUUAUAGAUAUCAAUGUACAAAUCAUAAAAAUGGAAACGCUUAUAGGAAUACUUUUAACAUAUUUAAGUCACAUUUAUGAUAUAUUAUGAUUUAUGUUUC
Argiope bruennichi is the source of this 4321-nucleotide messenger RNA. RefSeq names its product neurogenic locus notch homolog protein 1-like. Gene Ontology annotation, molecular function: calcium ion binding. The transcript is spliced from 24 exons. The record is from RefSeq and is a predicted model, not a curated record. The coding region runs from base 142 to 3411 and encodes 1089 amino acids. NCBI's taxonomy places the organism in Eukaryota, Metazoa, Arthropoda, Arachnida, Araneae, Araneidae.